AUGGCGGCGGCCGGGCCGGAGCUCGAGGAGGAGGUGGCGGCGGCGGCAGCGGCGGCGGCAGCAGGGGAGCCCGAGGAGCCCGGGCUAGUCCCCGAGGCAGCCCCAGAGCCCCUGCCGCCCGGGGCCUCCACCGCUGCCGAGGAGCCCGCGCAGCCCCCGGAGCCCCCCGAGCCCCUCGGCGCCGCCGAGGUGGGGCGGAGGCUGCAGAGGACGCGGCGGGAGCUGAGCAACCGCAGGAAAGUGCUGCUGCGGAACCUGCCGCCAGACACGCACAGCCAGGAAGUUCACGAUUUGCUGAAAGACUAUGAACUGAAGUAUUGUUAUGUGGACAGAAACAAAAGAACAGCCUUUGUUACCUUAUUGGAUGGGGAACAAGCCCAAAAUGCCAUCCAGACAUUUCACCAGUAUUCUCUUCGUGGGAAAGAGAUAACUGUCCAGCUCCAGCCCACGGAUGCUUUGCUCUGCAUCACCAACCUGCCGCCCUCUUUUACGAUAGAAGAGUUCGAGGAACUGGUCCGGACAUUCGGCAAUAUCGAGAGGUGCUUUUUGGUCUACAAUGAAACCAGCGGCCAUUCGAAGGGCUAUGGAUUUGUGGAGUACAUGAAAAAAGACUCUGCUGCUAAGGCUAGGUCGGAACUGUUGGGUAAACAGUUAGGAAGCUUCGUUCUCUUUGCACAGUGGAUGGAUGUGAAUCAGCUGGCCACCGAUCUCAUUCAUUCUAAGUGCCUAUGCAUCGAUAAACUCCCCAGGGACCUCACGGACUCCCAAGAGCUCUUGCAAAUUUUCUCCUUUAGUCAUAAGCCUGUGUUUGGUCAGUUGGCACAGGAUGAAGGGAGCUAUGCAGGCGGUUUUGCGGUAGUUGAAUACGACAGCCCAGAACAUGCCGAGGACGUCCAGCAGGCAGCUGAUGGGAUGACGAUCAAGGGAAACCGAGUCCAGGUGUCCUUCUGCGCCCCCGGAGCAUCUGGAAGAAGCACUCUGGCAGCCCUGAUCGCUGCCCAAAGAAUGAUGCGCAAUAAUCGAAAGGGUUUACUUCCAGAGCCAAAUCCAAUCCAGAUUAUGAAGAGUUUAAACAACCCCGCCAUGUUGCAGAUUUUGCUGCAACCACAGUUACAAGGACCUGCUGGUAAGUGAGUUCUUGGAGCCCCUCACAGUUUGCCUCAUCUGGUGAACCCUUCCAUUACCCCCGCGUUUUUGCAGUUGAACAAAAUACACCAGCAGAACUCGGUUCUGAGCGAUGCCUCUCGUUUGUUGCUUCAGAAUCUCUCUUACCUGCACCUGGCCCAGCAGCAGCUGAUGAAGAUAGAGAACAUGCAGGCAAACAGCAAACCCGGACUCCUGGGGGACCCCCCUGCUAUGGUUCUUCCGACGGCCCUCGGAGCAGGGGCGGCGCCACCGCUGAAGUCGGAGCUGGGACUCCGCGGAGAGGAACAUAAAAGUAAAUGGCGUCUCUUUCCCGCCUUAGGCGCUUGGAGGUCUCCAGACAAGUCGGGGGCGACAUCUGAAGAUCAGAACGAGGCCCUGAGCCACACUAGGGGCGGCUUCAUGGGCAGAACAUGCCGACCGGCCAUUUCCCUGAAGGACCGGAUGGAGAGCCGGGACCGUCUCGCAGGAGAACAGGACGGCAUUUCCAGGCAGAGGGAAUGGGAGCGUGAUGUUGCGGAGCACUCCUUGGCGGCUGUGCCGGACACGGAGCGGCCCAUUGAGCGUGGCCGGGGGGCUUCCUCCCUCCGUGCCUCAGACGCCUCCUCCACCGUCUCUAAGAAUCAGACUUCCCUCUUGGGGGAACCACCGAAAGAAAUCCGGCUUAGCACCAACCCGUACUUGAACUUGGCCAGCGUGUUGCCGGGGGUCUGUUUGCCAGCCCCCGUUGCAAGUAAAACCAUGAGCGCUCUACCCCCGCCUGGAAUCACGAGCAACAUACUGGAUGCCAUCUCUCAGGGAACCUCAUCACAACAUGCGCUGGAAAAUUACAUUAAUUAUUCUCAGCAGUUUGGUGAUUAUUCACAGGUGUCAUCCCCUUUACGAAAUGAAAAGCGAGGCUCCACAUACCUCAUUUCUGCCCCUGAAGGGAGCUCGGGGGAAUUGGUUGACCAACAUUCUCAGGGCACAGGAGGGUAUUAUGCAGAAUCCUGCUUAAAGAAGAAACGCGUCUACUGAGGUUCCCUCCGUUGGUCGGUCUUCCCUUCUGCUCCACGUAGCUCAUUUCCAGGACCUCUGCUGUUCAUCGCUGCCUUAAAGUCGGCCAGACUAGCCAUCUCCCUGUAAAACGGAUCACCGUUCCCAGGAGGAACAGUGAGUGCUUCACAGACGGCAGAUUUGCCAAAUGAAAAAUAAGAAGCAAUAAUUUUCAAAAAGAAGACAUCCACUGAGACCCAUUUCCCGCUAGUAUUAGAUGCGUCCUAAAUAACGUGUUACAUUUAUCAUAGGUUGCUGAGCUUAACAACGUUCCUUGCUUUCUGACUGCGAAAACCGAUUUUCCCGUUAUCGUUUUGAUCUGAUAUCUAAUUGUCUAAAGCAAUAAAGAGGAAACUCUUGUUUCCUGAGCCUUAGAAGGGUGGAUCUAAUGACAGGUCGAUUUUUUUUUCCUUUUCUUUCCCCCUUGAAGCCAAUGUGCUUUCCAACUUAUUUUUGCUAGUUAGUUACCUUUGUAGGUGUGAGAUAUCACAACGUAGCAGGAAAAGCUCUGGAUCUGGAGUCCAAAGACCUGAGUUCAAGUCUCAGCUACUUAACUGUUACUUACCAUUUGGUUGACCUUUGGCACACAUAACUCUCUCCAAGCCCUAGUUUCCUCAUCUAUAAAAAGAACUCCCUGACCUUUAAGGUCUCUGAGCUCCAAGUGUAUGAUCCUCUGAGUUUUGCCCAGAGUCAUAAGAAUGCAUGCUCCACGCAGCAGCCACGACCUUGUCGCAAGAAAGCCUUCUGUGCAAAAUGAAAUGUCUGGCAUCCAAUCAUCUCUGCAGUCCAAAGUCCAUGUGGAGACGUA
Molecule: messenger RNA, 2986 nt
Organism: Gracilinanus agilis (Agile Gracile Mouse Opossum)
Lineage: Eukaryota; Metazoa; Chordata; Mammalia; Didelphimorphia; Didelphidae
Gene: RAVER2
Product: ribonucleoprotein, PTB binding 2
Exons: 12
Cellular component (GO): cytosol
Molecular function (GO): mRNA binding
Source: RefSeq, a predicted model, not a curated record